GUGGUUUCUUAGAUCUAAGAAUCUAGUUGCACUUAUCAGCGCGAUUGGUUUAAUUGUGUUAUUGGUGUCUCCGGUAAAUCCUAUACUGGAGCUCGUCUGGAGCUGCAUUCGAAAAUAAAAUAGACACGUGACGAUUGGACGAUUAACUCUCCCGAGAGAUUAAUCCAAGAUGGCUCAGAAAGCCGCCAAAUCCCUCGCUGCCCGAAACGCCUCUACCCUAACCCGAACGCACCUCAUCGCCCUCGCCCUCCACACCAUCUAUCUCGUCCUCCACUUCACCUUCAACCGCCCCCGCUCUCUGAAACCCUACCUCCUCCUCGCAGGCCCAACACUCGUCAUCGAAUUCUACCUCGAACGCCUCGGUCGACCGCGCUAUACUGACGAUGGUAACCUACGUACUCCCGGCGAGGAUCUGGGCGCUACGGGCCUGACGGAGUACAUGUGGGAUGUCGUCUACUGGACCUGGGGGUGUAUGGCCUCCGUAUGUCUGUUCAAUGACCGCGCAUGGUGGUUGUGGAUUGUUGUGCCUUUGUAUUCAGUGUGGCUGGCAUAUACUACGUUUACGGGGAUGAAGAGCGGGUUUGCUGGGAUGGGGGGUGGUAGAUCGGAGGAACCAGCAGUAGCUGGUGGGGAGAGUAAGAGGCAGAAGAAGUUGGAGAAGAGGGGUGGGCAGAAGAUGCAGUAUCGAUGAACUCGGUAGAAGUACUGCGGUGCGCCAGAUCUAUGGAUUCAUAAUGCUGGAAUAGGCUUAGUGGAGUUACAGCUAUGUUAUAUUCAAUGCGUUCGUGCUCUAGAUAAUAUGGAAAAUGAUAUUUGUAGGAUGUAAAUAUUCUUAACAUGAUACACGAUUCACAAGCUAGAAACAUGAUAAAGGAUAAGAUUCAAAGUACGCAAGGCAUUCAGUCA
Aspergillus ruber CBS 135680 is the source of this 906-nucleotide messenger RNA. Its product is annotated as SND2/TMEM208 family protein. The transcript is spliced from 2 exons. NCBI's taxonomy places the organism in Eukaryota, Fungi, Ascomycota, Eurotiomycetes, Eurotiales, Aspergillaceae. Gene Ontology annotation, cellular component: intracellular membrane-bounded organelle. The record is from RefSeq and is a predicted model, not a curated record. Bases 170 to 691 code for a protein of 173 amino acids. Gene Ontology annotation, biological process: vacuolar protein processing.